Messenger RNA from Austrofundulus limnaeus, 3540 nucleotides. It is a transcript of the gene elf2b, whose product is annotated as E74-like factor 2b (ets domain transcription factor). The record is from RefSeq and is a predicted model, not a curated record. Gene Ontology annotation, cellular component: nucleus. Lineage: Eukaryota; Metazoa; Chordata; Actinopteri; Cyprinodontiformes; Rivulidae. Gene Ontology annotation, molecular function: sequence-specific DNA binding; DNA-binding transcription factor activity, RNA polymerase II-specific. Gene Ontology annotation, biological process: regulation of transcription by RNA polymerase II; cell differentiation.
AAACGUGAUAAUGUUACAAAUAUCUUUAAAAUUUCCUCCGGUCAUAUUUCAGUGUGGUUUCUCGUCAAUGUGCGAGACUUUAGAGCGAUGCGCGCUCCCGGGACAGGGGAGGCAAUUUUGGUCAGACAUGCGUUUCUGGGCAGAACACMGGACCCUCUUUUAUUCCCCCAUGUCGUGGUAACCCAGUUCCUGGAAGUUUUUAACCUCUAGUUAAUGUACAUAUUUUCUGUUUGCGGUGUUUUACUCCGCGAAGCGGUAAUGCCACCAUUAGUUAGCGGCUGUGGCGUCUGUUAGCAGCGGGGCUCAGGAGACCGACACUCGGCGGCUUGCGGCGGGGUUCGAACCGAGCCGUGUCCGGAGAGAAGGAGGAGGAGAGACGUGGCUGUUGUUUACCGUGCACGUGGAGGCCGCAGGAAGGAGCUGCUGGACUCUGACGAGCAUGAAUCAUGACCUCGGUGGUGCUGGUCGACUCCGGUGGAACCCUGCUGGAAUAUGUCACAGCUGAAGGCGACCUCCAGCAGCCAGAGGAUGUGGAGUAUGAGGUCAGUAUGGAGCAGGAAGGGGAGGUGGAGGGCCAGUGUGAAGCCGAGGAGGUGUGUGAGGAAGGAGAAAAGGCUGACGAGUGCCCACCGGUCGUAAUGGAGGAGCUUCCAGGCGUGGUCGUGACCGAGGAGCGAGGUUACUCAGCCCAGGUGUGGAUGUGUGGAGAUGAGGCAUAUAUCAUGCAGGAGGUGGAGAUGGAAGAAGCAGGAGUGGAAGCUUCUGUUCAUGGCACCAACAUCCACUGCUCUGAUAAAACCUUCGAGGCUGCAGAAGCUCUGCUUCGCAUGGACUCACCAUCCAGCCUCAAAGAAGAGCGUAGCCCAGAAGCUUUUAUUCCUCAAUGUGGAGCAACACCAGAUUUCCUCCACGCCGCCAUGAGGCCUGACAUGAUAUCAGAGGUGGAGAUAUCGACUGAAGAGUGCUGCGAGGAGGAUGAGGAGGAAGAUGAGAUCGGUACCUUAAUGGAAGACCCAGAACACGACUUCGAGGAGCCUGUCAGAAAGAAGCGAGCUGGACGCAAACCGAAGACACAUCAAGCAACUGCAGCUGUUUCCAAUGGUUCACUAGAUCUGGGUAUCAAGAAGAAACCAAGAGAAGGCAAAGCUGGGAACACCACGUACCUCUGGGAGUUCCUGCUGGAUCUCCUCCAGGAUAAAAACACCUGUCCCAGGUACAUCAAGUGGACACAGAGGGAGAAGGGCAUCUUUAAACUCGUCGACUCGAAGGCCGUGUCCAAGCUUUGGGGCAAACACAAGAACAAGCCCGACAUGAACUACGAGACCAUGGGUCGAGCUCUCAGAUAUUAUUACCAGCGUGGCAUCCUUGCCAAAGUGGAGGGCCAGCGACUGGUCUACCAGUUCAAAGACAUGCCCAAAAACAUCGUCAUCAUCGACGACGACAAGGCAGAUGUGUCCUCCCCUGACGAGCUGGUGAAGUCAGAAGCAGCAGCGUCGUACGAGCGCGUGCGUCCACCGUCCGACAUACUGGUCCAGGCCGUGGACAGGCCGCCUCUGAGGAAACCCAACAUCCUGAGAGGCUCCAACAAAAGCAACGUGGUCCAAACCUCUGCUGCGGCAGGCAGCAAGGCAGCCCCGGGGGGCGGACCCGUGGUGACGGCAGCAACACCGAGGAUCGUGACGGUUUCUGCAGGACCCGACGGGAUCCAGCCCCAGCAGUCUCACGCGUCUAUGAUCUCGAAUACAACAGGACCGAGGACGGUGCGAGUGGCUAUGCAGGUGCCGGUGGUCAUGACCACGUCACUGGGUCAGAAGAUCCCCACGGUGGCCGUGCAGCAGCCGGUGGGGACGACGGGGGUUGCUGGCUCCACCRCCCUGCUCACCAACACGUCUGCCAUUGGCGCCAAUGCCAACUCACAACAGAAGGUUGUGAUCCAGACCAUCCCCACCAUGGUCCCGGCCACAGCAGAGAACGGAGACAAGAUCACCGUCCAGCUCGCCAAGAUCAUCACCAUCCCAGCCCACCAGCUGGCCCAGUGCCAGCUCCAGACCUCCACAGGAAGCAACAAACCCGGCGUAACUGCCACCCCCACGGGCCUCAGCCUCCUGGGCGGCUCCCUGGCGGUGCGCUCCCUGACGCCCGUCAGCGUGGCCCCGGGAUCGCAGGUGAUGAGGCUGACCGUGCCCGCGCAGGCACAGCCGCAGACUCUGGUGGUGUCGCAGCCGGGCAGCGUCAGCUGCGCUCCCACCGUGUCCACGGCCACGACUCGCAUCCUCAGCGGGGUCAUCAGCGGCUCGGAGCUGGUGAUAGGAGGAGCCGGAGGCAAGGCCGUGGGCAUCCAGGUCCAGGCCCUGCAGGUACCYGUGACAGUCCAGCAGAACCAGGCCAACCCUAAAACCACUCGGAAUGUGAGCUCUGAAGCCGUGGACACUGACGGGGUGGGAAAACUGGAAGCACCGAUGGCAAUAAAGACAGAAGAACCCGAGUGUUAAAGUUAGUUUGGACAUUGAAGUCAUUCUUAUCAGCAGCCGUCUGCAAGACUUGAGACUCCUGAAGGACUUUUUAGUCCUGAAAAUGUCUUGACUUUACCCCUGUCGCUGCCUAGAACCUAACUGGACAACUCCCAUUUCCUUUAGAACUUCAACAGAACCUCCUGAAGGUGCCCUGAUCCCUGAAUACACAGACUUUAAAGUGAUUGUUUGUUUUUAGGAAAGCAAAGGGACCAAACUGAACCACUACAGAAAUGACAGCAGAAAGACGAGGAACUUAAACACUACAAACAAAAUGACUGCAACCAAAAUUAAUAAAAUAAAAUAAAAUAAAGGAGGGGGGUUCUUUUUACUGUAAAUUUCAAAUGUUAAAACCAGCAACUUCUUUUUUUAAACUUGUAUCACUGUGCAAAAAAAAAGUGGAGGAUGGAGUGUGUGGAACGAUAAGACAGGAAAAUGUACAUAGUUAUAUAUAUAUAUAUAUAAAUAUCUUUACAGUUUACAGAGCUAACGUAAACAGAACCGCCUUAGAUUUUCUUUUCAUCAUUUCACCGUUAAGCUGAAAUUUGUUUUGAUAUUUUGUACCAGUCACAGUAUUACUGAAACGCUGAACUGAUGCAGUUUUCGAUGCUGCCGUUUACCUGACAUGUCCUCUGGCAGCCCAUCAAAUCAGUUUUAGUUUUUUUGUUUUGUACAGAUGUUUGCUCUGUUCUCUGCAGCAACUAAAGUCAGGAAAAACACGCGACUGAGCCAACACAUACUGCCAAGUUUCCAUCAAACAGGAUGUUAAAACUCAAAAAAAUCUGCAUUAGUAAUUAUAGGAAGCAAAAUCUGCUGCAGAAAAGCUGUAACCACUGGAUCUUUGGUCAGUUUCUGCCCUGUUGGUCCUGCUCUGACAUUUCAUUCUUUUUUAUUUUAUUUUUUAAGAGGGAAGUUUUUCUGUGUUCAGAAUGGACUGUUUGUAUAUUCAACAUUUGAAGUAUAUUCUAUUUUGUUGUACUCUUGUUUCAAAGUGUAUUAAAGUAGAUUUUACUGAAACGUACAAAGAUAA